CCGGGAGGCGGGCGCAGCCGAGGCCGGUGUGGCCGGAGCUCGGGCGGCGGCCGAGCUGGGGCUGCAGGAGUGGGGCGGGAGGCCAGGACGCUGCCGAGGCGGGACGUUCGGGACGUUCGGGCCGUGGGGGCGGCGAGGUCGACGUCUGGGCUGCGGCGGCGGGGACGGAAGGGGCGGCCGGGCGAGCCGGAGGGUGUCCUGUGGCGGCGGCCGAGCGCGGCACCGCCGGCUCCUGAGGGGCGCCUCGGCCCCUCGGGCCCCGGGCUGGUCCGCGGGGCCUCGGGAGCAGGGCGGGCUGCGCGCCGGGUCCGGCCCUGCCCUGCGGCCCGCCCUCGGCAUUCCGGGCCUCUGGGCCAAGCGCCCGCCGAAGGCUGCGGGUCCAGUCGCCCUGUGUGGACUUUAAGGCGCCUUGUAAUCUUUUGAAGCGCUUUGACAUCCCCAAAGGGCUCCGUACUGCAAACUAAAUCGAAGCGCUUUGUAAUCCCGGAAGCGCUUUGACAUCUCCCUAGUAGCGCUGUGCAAACUGUAGCGCUUGGUGAUCGCGGAAGCACGUUUUGGGUUUGGAAACCAAACCGACGCCCUUAGUAAAUCUCGGAUCGUUUUGACUAAGGCGAAGCGCGUUGGCAUCUCCGAAACCCUGAGAACUGUGAUGGGCAGUGGAAAAAAGGGGGAAAGGUGCCCAUGGCGUCGGAGCGGCGCAAGGUCAAGUACCACUGGAGCAGCACUUCGGAAGGGUGUCCCCGCAAGCGCAGCUGCCUCCGGGAGCCCAGUGAUGUGGCCCCCUCCAGCCGGCCAGCUCCUACCUGUGCGUCGCGUUCAGGAGGGACCAGCAGCCCAAAGCGCCUAAAAGUCCAGAAGGAGGACGAUGUGGUCUGCUCGCCGAGGUUGCCCUGGGGCUCAUCCUGCCGCAGAAAUACCUCCUCCUCUCAUUCCUCUGACCCAGGUGUGGGCGGGGCUGCCGCCAAAGGCUGCCUGAUUCGGAGCACACGGGGAUUCCUUUCGUCAGGGGGAUCCCCUCUUCGCCCUGUCAACCCCUCUCCAGAAGAAAUGGCUUCUCUAGAGGAGGAGGCCUGCAGCCUUAAGGUUGAUUCAAAAGAUAGUUCUCGUAACUCCACGAACUCUGAAUUUGCAGCUGAAGCGGAGGGUCAGAAUGAUACAAAUGAGGAACCAAACAAGGUGCAGAAAAGGAAGAGGGAUCGAUUUCGAGAUCAGGGCUCUACAGUGAUCUACUUGAAGGCUAUCCAGGGCAUCCUGGGAAAGUCGAUGCCAAAAAGGAAGGGAGAGGCUACCACGAGGCCAGUGCUGAGCAAAGGAGAGCGUCCCAGCCGUGGAGAAGAGCCAGUCAGGAGUGUCACUGUGUCUCCUCCUCCAAAAGGGAAAGAGUCAGCCCCGGAGGUGAGAGCAGAGGACGACGAAAAGGCUGAGCUGGAGAGGAGCAGCUUCUGCGACAGGAGAGUGGUAAUAGACCCUCAGGAGAAACCCAGUGAGGAGACAGCUGGUGCCCGAAGGACAGUCCUUGACAAGCACUCUCCAGCCCUUGAGUUUUUGGAUGACUCCGACUCUAAUUUAGAAAGCCAGAAGCCUAAAGAGAGGGAGGUGGUGAUAGAGCACACCUCUUCAGGAAGUGACUGGUCUGAUGUGGAUGAGGUCUCCACAGUCAGAUUCUCUCAGGAGGAGCCCAGCUCGCUGAAAGUCUCCACAGUUCCGGAGCCUUCUGCCUUCCCCACAGACUAUGUCAUGUACCCGCCUCAUCUGUACAGUAGUCCGUGGUGUGACUACGCCAGCUAUUGGACCAGCAGCCCCAAGCCUUCUGGUUACCCGUCUGUGGGCAGCAGCGGUGGCGACCCACUGCAGGUCGGGAGGAGCAUCCGGGGCCUCCUGAGUGAUUAUUCUCCUCACUCUACAGUGGGCUCUCAGAACACCUCCAGAGACCAGGAGCUGACCGAGGGCAGAUCCCAGAACUCUCGUUCAUUUCGUUUCUCCAGAAGCUCAGAAGAAGAGGUGGAGGAGAAAAGAGCACUCCAGGAGGAGGCACCCCCUCGUCCCUGUGGAGGACAUGCGUCUAGCUCCCUGCCAAGGAACCAUCGGGAGUCAGGCCUAGAGGGGGGUUUCAUUGAUACCCACUGUCACCUGGACAUGCUGUAUUCCAAGUUGUCUUUCAAAGGGUCCUUUACCAAGUUCAGAAAAAUUUAUAGCAGCUCCUUCCCUAAGGAAUUUCAGGGCUGCAUCUCUGACUUCUGUGAUCCUCGGACACUGACAGAUUGCCUGUGGGAGGAGCUAUUGAAAGAGGAUCUGGUUUGGGGAGCCUUUGGCUGUCAUCCUCAUUUUGCACGUUACUACAGUGAGAGUCAAGAGAGAAAUCUUUUGCAAGCACUGAGGCACCCCAAGGCUGUGGCAUUUGGGGAAAUGGGCUUGGAUUACUCGUAUAAGUGCACCACGCCUGUCCCAGAACAGCACAAGGUGUUUGAGAGGCAGCUGCAGCUGGCCGUAUCUCUGAAGAAGCCCUUGGUGAUCCACUGCCGAGAAGCCGAUGAAGAUCUGCUGAACAUCAUGAAAAAAUUUGUGCCCUCAGACUACAAGAUCCAUAGGCACUGCUUCACUGGCAGCUACCCGGUCAUCGAGCCCCUGCUGAAGCACUUCCCCAACAUGUCUGUGGGCUUCACUGCUGUCCUGACUUACUCCUCGGCCUGGGAGGCCCGGGACGCUCUGAAGCAGAUCCCACUGGAGAGAAUCAUUGUGGAAACGGACGCUCCCUACUUCCUGCCCCGACAGGUUCCCAAGAGCCUCUGCCAGUAUGCCCACCCAGGCCUGGCCUUGCAUACGGUUCGAGAGAUUGCGAGGGUCAAGGAUCAGCCGCUCUCCCACACCUUGGCCACCCUGCGUGAGAACACCAGCCGCCUCUACAAUCUUUAAGCAGAGAGAGUGCGGUCAGGAGAGAAAGGUCAGACUAGAAAAGGAUGACCCAGUGGCCUGGCAGAAGAGAGUCCCAGGUCAAGGAGGUGUCUGGAGAGCCUACUGGAACAGAGAAAAGCAGGACAGGAUGUUCUUAAGGCUCCACUUGGGGCUGGGGCGGGCGUGCAGCGGAGCGGGAUGCCAGUGAGGGGUGACCCCCAGGGCGGUCAGUGGAGAAGGAAGAGGUCAAAAGGAGGGUGUGGCGCAUCUGCCAAUCCUGAUCCCUGUGCUCUGUGAUCUUCGGCUCCUGUUGGUUCUCGGUUCUGAAUAUGAACUCCCAAGUAGGAAAUCUCCUCUGGAGCACAUUGGCUGGAGCGCCGUCUCAGAGGUUUACAGUACCGCCACCGCGAAGUCCUCCCCAUCCCUUCCCAGGAUGAGUCUUCAGUUUGGCUGUCCCAUCGCCGGUCUGUCACAUGUCGGCGUGGGUGGAAGACCUCGGCUGUUGGCCUCACCAGCUCCGCUGCCGGCGGCGUAGAAGGGUUGGGGGACGCUUAGUAUCUGGGGAUGUCCUGGCCGACAGGGAUCGGGAGGGGCUGGGUGCCUCAAGAAAGAGGUCUUCUUAUGGGAGAGCACCCCAGAGAAGGGGUUUCUGUUUGCUGGAGCCCCUGGGGCCGCAGCUCAUUUGUGUUUGACUGAGAUUGGUCCAGUUUGCGGUGGAUGCGACCUCCCACUCUGCUGUCAGGGGCCCCUGCUGCCCGUUCCUCAAUUUUUGCCCCAUUCUCCUGGAACACUGGACCAAGAAUACUCCUGUUUGACCCCAUGGGACAGCCCCCUGUGUGCCCCACCCAGGUUGAGAGGUAAACCAAUUUAAUUCUUCAAAACUCUGCGGGGCCUCUCAGCCCCAGUCUCCAGCCUGUGCAGAACAAGCAGGCCUGGGUCUGCCUUCCACUCCCCUCCCGGGGCUCUCCCUGGCCUUUGCCUCUCUGAGUCCUUUCUCCGUAUUGGAAGUGAGAGCCUCUCCUUUGACUUUGGAGCUGUCUGGUCAUCAAGUUUUCAGCUCUGUUCUGUUCCCUGCUGGUAUAUCUGUUACAGGCCCUGGAAGGUUGUAAUGGUCAGGGGUUACGUUUGAGGACGCUCUGCACUUUGUCUAAAAGGAUCCUUUACUCUGAUCUCCCACCGUGAGACAGGACACCCUGAGCCCCUUCUCUGUUUCCUGGAGGCGAGAGGCUUAAAUCAUAAAACCCAUCCCUUAAUGCUGGAUUUCUCUAGGUGUUUUCAGAAGGUGCAUCUGAGCCUCGCAAGCAAAAAGGGAACAGACUCAACAUUUCCUGUCUGGUGUUUUUGUUUGGCCUGGUACGCCUGUCACUGGCCUGGGAGGUAGGCCUUGAUUCACGGUCGACCUUCCACAGGUCAGCCGUGGGUUUUCUGGGCUUCUUGUUUGCCAGUGGGGACUUGUCCUCCUGCUUGGAGGAAUCAGAGGACUGAGUAUUUCAGAAUGCUUUACUGUCGCCCCAACGAACUGCAGCCUGUCCAGCCCCUUCACCACAAGCCCUGUACGUCAGUACUGCCCAUGCUGGCAGCGGAUGGGCCCUGCUCUGGAGGGUUCCAGGGGAGGACAGAGUGGAUGUCCUCAAGCCUUUGUGGCCUCCUGCCAAGGUAAAGCACAAGGUGCUAUAUACUUUCACCUCUAGGAUUUAAGAUGGUCAUUUCUGAGUGUCACCAGUGAAACACGACUGGUGUGGGUGCAAAAGCCGGUGGGCACUGUUUUUGAUUCAAUUUUUGGUUGGCUGACGUGAUUGUGUUUGCUGUGCUGCUGGAAUGCAUCUGUAUUUCCCCCCACCCCCACCCCUUUUGGCCAUCUCUUUCUGUAAAUAAAGUGAUUGGUCUUCAGCCA
Mustela erminea (ermine) is the source of this 4786-nucleotide messenger RNA. RefSeq names its product TatD DNase domain containing 2 (gene TATDN2). Gene Ontology annotation, molecular function: hydrolase activity, acting on ester bonds. NCBI's taxonomy places the organism in Eukaryota, Metazoa, Chordata, Mammalia, Carnivora, Mustelidae. The coding region runs from base 682 to 2913 and encodes 743 amino acids. The transcript is spliced from 8 exons. The record is from RefSeq and is a predicted model, not a curated record.